AUGAAAGCGCCUCAUCUCUCUCUGGUCCUCUCGGCCCUCACUGCAGGCGCGUUCGCCGCAUCGGCCGCUGACUGGCAAAAACGCUCUAUAUACCAGGUCGUCGUAGAUCGCUUUGCUACCAGUGACGGCUCAAGUCCUCCGUGUUUCACUGGUGACCGUCGGUACUGCGGGGGCACCUGGGAUGGACUGAUUAACAAACUGGACUACAUCGAAAACAUGGGUUUUGACGCGGUAUGGAUAUCCCCAAUCGUUGCCAACGUGGCCGGGAACACAUCGUACGGGGAAGCAUAUCAUGGAUACUGGCCGAGCGACAUCAACAACCUCAACCCGCAUUUCGGUACCCCCGACGACCUCAAAAACCUCGUGACCGCUCUCCAUGGACGUGGGAUGUAUCUCAUGGUUGACGUCGUAGUCAAUCAUAUGGUCGCCCUCCCAGAUAAUACCAGCGCUUCCACGGCGGGAGUACCAGCCCUCGAUUAUAGCACCAUCACACCUUUUGGCACCUCAACGGAUUAUCAUGCGCCGUGUUUCAUACAAGAUUACAAUAACCAGACAGACGUGGAGCAGUGCUGGCUAGGCGACGUCAACCUUCCGCUCGCUGACCUCAACACCGAAAAUCAGACGACGGUCGACAUCAUGUAUCAAUGGAUCGGCGAUCUAGUCAAGACAUACGACAUCGACGGCCUCAGGAUCGAUACAGCCAAACACAUCAGGAAGGACUUUUGGCCCGGAUUUGCGUCAGCCGCAGGAGUGUUCACCAUAGCAGAGAUUCUCGAGGGCAGCACAGAUUAUACAGCACCUUAUACCCAGGUCCUCGACAGCAUCCUUGACUAUCCGACCUAUUUUGCCCUUACGGACGGCUUCAAAUCCGCGAGCGGAAACCUCUCAAAUAUAGCCAACAUCAUCACCCAAGCCCAGAAGAGCUACAAAGGCGGCGCAUUUAGCACAGGGGCCUUCCUCGACAACCAUGACCAACCCAGAUUCGCGUCGACCACUUCAGAUCAAUCGCUGGUUCGGAACGCCAUGGUCUUGCCCUAUAUCCAUGACGGCAUUCCAAUUGUCUAUUAUGGCCAGGAGCAAGGCUUCCAAGGCGCUUCAGAUCCUGAUAACCGUGAAGCCCUUUGGUUGUCGGACUACGUAGAUGAUCCAGCGCAGCGACCUCUUCUGGAUCAGCUUGGGCGCCUCAAUGCAGCCCGCAAGGCCGCCAUCUCCGCCCCGGGAUACUCCUUCCUAGAAUCUCCGAUGAAGUUCGUUAGUCCUCCUGGGGAAGCGCCCACCAUCGCCAUCUCCAAGCCACCCCUGCUCGCUCUCCUCACCAACCUCGGCAACCAGUCCACCGUAGUUUAUGGUCUGCCGGACGCGGGAUUGGGCAACAACACCGCUGUUAUCGACAUCUUGAAUUGUGCCCAGUGGCGCACCGGUGAAACGGGCGAGAUUCAUGUGAAGAGGGAGCAUGGCAUGCCUCAGGUUUUGAUGCCAGCGUCGGUCCUAAGCGCUAUGAAUUCGACGCUUUGCCGGGAUGUCGUGACCAAACUGGCAGCGGGACAGGGUACAGAUAGUGGCGCCCCAAGGGAGAAUCGCCAAUCUUUGGUAGCUAUCAUGUUCGCAUUCGUGGUGACAGGUCUAUCCAUGAUGUUGGUAUGA
Messenger RNA from Punctularia strigosozonata HHB-11173 SS5, 1644 nucleotides. RefSeq names its product alpha-amylase. NCBI's taxonomy places the organism in Eukaryota, Fungi, Basidiomycota, Agaricomycetes, Corticiales, Punctulariaceae. Bases 1 to 1644 code for a protein of 547 amino acids. The record is from RefSeq and is a predicted model, not a curated record. Gene Ontology annotation, biological process: carbohydrate catabolic process. The transcript is spliced from 10 exons. Gene Ontology annotation, molecular function: alpha-amylase activity; calcium ion binding.